CACGAGCAGCGCGCAGUCGGUGAGCAGCGUGGAUCAGAGUCGCUCUGCGGGAGCUUCUGGAGCAGCGUGUCCAGAGGAGAGAGCCGCGCAGCAUCACAAGGUGUGCCGUCCCCCGCCCUCCCGUCUGCUUGCAGGAUGCGGUCCUCGGUGGGACUGUCCCUCGGCCUGCUGGGCCUCUUUGUCGUCUCCCUGUUCCCUCCGCCAGUGGGGGGCCAAGUUCAAUCGCCGCGGCGAUUUCGUGCCAGAAUCCUGAGCCCCACCCAGCUGCAUGUGUCCUGGAAGGAGCCCAAAGGACAGUUUGACAGCUACAAGGUGGUUUACUCCACGCGACCAGGUGGGGAGCAAAAGGAGGUCGAGGUGUCGAAGCAGGAAGCCGAGCUGCUCAUCGACGACUUUGACCCCUCUCAAGAAUACGACUUUAAGGUAGUUGCCCUCAGCGGAGCACAGCAGAGCAAACCCCUGCAGGCCAAACAUGAAGCCCAGCAGUCCGGCGUCGAGAUGGUUCGGUCUCAGAGACAGGACGGCAGGGACAACAACGACAUCUCAGAAGGGGAGGACGAGUUCAUGUGCAAGACUGUGGCCAUAUCGGAUAUCGUCAUCCUGGUGGACGGCUCCUGGAGCAUCGGGCGCAUCAACUUCCGGCUCGUCAGGACCUUCCUGGAGAACCUGGUCAGGGCCUUCUCGGUGGAGUUCGACAAGACCAGGAUAGGCCUGGCUCAGUACAGCGGAGACCCGCGGAUCGAGUGGCACCUCAACACUCACACCACCAAAGAGGCUGUGAUCGAUGCGGUGAAGAACCUGCCGUACAAAGGAGGGAACACGCUGACAGGUCUGGCUCUCACCUUCAUCCUGGAGACCAGCUUUAAACCCGAGUCCGGGUCCAGGCCCGGCGUUCCCAAGAUCGGGAUUCUCAUCACGGACGGGAAGUCCCAGGAUGACGUCAUCCCUCCGGCACGCAGCCUCAGGGAGGCCGGCAUCGAACUGUUCGCCAUCGGUGUGAAAAACGCAGAUGAAAACGAGCUGAAGGCCAUCGCGUCCCCCCCCGAGGAAACCCACGUGUACAACGUGGCCGACUUCAGCGUGAUGAGCGACAUCGUGGAGAGUCUCACCAAGACGGUGUGUGAGCGGGUGGAGCAGCUGGACGAGCAGAUCAAAGUGGGGGGGAACCCGGCCCCCCCGCCCGUUGCCAUGGCUCCGCCCCGCGACCUGGUAACCUCUGACAUCACGGCUCGCAGCUUCCGGGUGACGUGGACGCACGCACCGGGCCGGGUGGAGAAGUACCGGGUGGUGUACUACCCGGCCAGCGGGGGGCGGCCGGAAGAAAAGGUGGUGCAGGGGGCGGAGAACGCCGUGGAGCUCAGCUACCUCAACUCACUGACGGAGUACCAGUUGGCCGUCUUCGCCGUGUACCGGAGCUCGGCCAGCGAGGCGCUGAGAGGGAGCGCCACCACCCUGGCGCUGCCGAUGGUCAACGACCUGCAGUUGUUCGAUAUCUCUCACAGCACCAUGACGGUCCGCUGGAAGGCCGCCGCCGGGGCUUCUGGGUACAUGAUCCUCUACGCCCCCCUGUCGGGGGGGGAACCCGCAGACGAGAAGGAGGUGAAGGUGGAGGACACGGUGAACGAGGUGGAGCUAGAAGGGCUGACGCCGGCCACGGAGUACACGGUGACGGUGUACGCUUUGUACGGAGAGGAGGCCAGCGACCCCAUGACCAGCCAGCAGACCACGUUGCCGCUGACCCCGGCGACCAACCUGCGUUUCUCAGACGUGGACCACAGCUCCAGCCGGGUGACGUGGGCCUCGGCCUCCGGGAAGGCCAACGGCUACCGCGUCAUGUACGUCAAGACCAGCGGAGUCCAGACCAACGAGGUGGAUGUUGGCCGUGUGACCACCUGGUUGCUAAGAAACCUGACCUCCCUGACGGAGUACACAGUCGGGGUCUUCGCCGUCUAUGACGAGGGACAAGCUGAGGCCGCCACCGACAGCUUCACUACGAAGACCGUCCCCGACCCGCAGGACCUGAGGAGCAGUGACGUCUCCACCGACAGCUUCAGGGUGUCAUGGCAACACCCGGCCUCCGACGUGGUGAUGUACCGACUCUCGUGGACGGCCUCGGAGGGAGGAGAGAGCCAAGAGGUUCUGGUGAACGGAAACAUCAACAGCUACCUGAUCAGAGGGCUCCGCCCCCUCACCCAGUACGAAGUCGUGCUCGGCGCCGUCUACGCCAACGAGGCGGAGAGCGAGGAGGUGGUCCUGGUCGAGUCCACCGUCGAGAGAACAACCACCGUCGCCACGACGACCACCACCACAGCAACUCCUCGGUACGGGGUCCGGAGCAUGAGGGUCGACGAGGAGACCACCUUCAGCCUGCGGGUGUCCUGGCAGCCCAUGGACCCCAGGAACCUCCGCCACUACCGGCUGAACUACGUCAGCGCCAGGGGAGACCGGGCGGAGGAGCAGAGGAUGGCCUCCGCGGGUCAGAACAGCCUGGUUCUGCAGCCCCUGCUGUCGGAUACCGAGUACCAGAUCUCCGUCACGCCCGUUUACCCAGACGGAGACGGACCGCCGGCGGUGCGCACGGGACGAACACUUCCUCUCUCGGCUCCUAAGAACCUGCGCGUAUCAGAGGAAUGGUACAACCGCUUCAGGAUCAGCUGGGACGUCCCGCCGUCCCCCACCAUGGGCUACAGGGUGGUCUACCAGCCCCAGUCUGCUCCGGGACCAGCUCUGGAGACCUUCGUGGGGGAGGACGUGAACACCAUGCUGAUCGUGAACCUGCUGAGCGGGACAGAGUACAGUGUGAAGGUCAUCGCCUCCUACACCACCGGAUCCAGUGAGGCCCUCUCAGGGGGGGCCAAGACCCUGUACCUGGGGGUCAGCGGCCUCGAUGCCUACCAGGUGACGGUGAGCAGCUUCUGCGCCCAGUGGCAGCCGCACCGCCACGCCAGCAGCUACCGCCUGCUGAUGGAGUCCCUGCCCAGUGGUCACAAGCAGGAGACCAAGCUGAGUGGGGGGGCCAACCGGCACUGCUUCAGCAGCCUGAAGGCCGACACGCAGUACAGGCUGAGCGUGAGGGCCCAGCUGCAGGACGGCACCGAGGGGCCCGAGGUCAGCGUCACGCAGAGAACACUCCCCGUCCCCACCCCGAAGCCCACCACCCCCCCCACCACCACGCCGUUACCCACAAUCCCCCCUGCUAAGGAAGUCUGCAAGGCGGCCAGAGCCGACCUGGUCUUCCUGGUGGACGGCUCCUGGAGCAUCGGAGACGACAACUUCCUGAAGAUCAUCCGCUUCCUGUACAGCACCGCGGGGGCUCUGGACCGGAUCGGCCCGGACGGCACGCAGGUGGCCAUCGCCCAGUUCAGCGACGACGCUCGCACCGAGUUCAAGCUGAACUCGCACAGCGACAAGGAGCGCCUGCUGGACGCCAUCAACAGGAUCGCCUACAAGGGGGGGAACACCAAGACGGGUCGAGCCAUCCAGCACGUGAAGGAGAACAUCUUCACGGCGGAGGGGGGGGUCCGGAGGGGGAUCCCCAACGUGCUGGUGGUCCUCACCGACGGACGCUCCCAGGACGACGUCAACAAGGUGUCCAAGGAGAUGCAGAUGGAAGGCUACAUCGUGUUCGCCAUCGGCUUCGCCGACGCUGACUACGGCGAGCUGGUGAGCAUCGCCAGCAAGCCCAGCGACCGGCACGUCUUCUUCGUGGACGACCUGGACGCCUUCACGAAGAUCGAGGAGAAGCUGGUGACCUUUGUGUGCGAAGCCGCCACCGCCACGUGUCCGUCCGUACCGAUGGGCGGCAGCAGCAUGCCAGGUUUCCGCAUGAUGGAGCUGUUCGGGCUGGUGGAGAGUCGGUACAGCAGCGUCGACGGCGUUUCCAUGGUACCCGGCACCUUCAACACCUUCCCUUGCUUCCACCUGCACGCCGACGCCUUCCUGGCGACGCCCACCAGGUACAUCCACCCUGAAGGGCUGCCCUCGGACUACACCAUCAGCCUGCUGUUCAGGCUGCUGCCCGACACCCCCGAGGAGCCCUUCGCCCUCUGGGAGGUGCUGGACCAGAAGAACGAGCCGCUGGUGGGCGUCAUCCUGGACCACGGAGGGAAGACGCUGACGUUCUUCAACAACGACUUCAAAGGAGACUUCCAGACGGUGACCUUCGAAGGGCCCGACAUCAAGAAGCUCUUCUACGGCAGCUUCCACAAGCUUCACAUCGCCAUCAGCAAGACGAGCGCCAAGGUGUUGGUCGACUGCAACGCCGUGGAGGAGAAAAGCAUCAACGCGGCGGGAAACAUCAGCACGGACGGAGCGGAGGUCCUCGGGAGGAAGGUCCGGUCCCGAGGGAACAAGGACAGCUCGGCCCCGUUUCAGCUGCAGGCCUUUGACAUCGUGUGCAGCACGUCGUGGGCCAGCAGAGACAAGUGCUGCGAGCUCCCUGGUCUGAGGAAGGAGGAGGACUGCCCGGCUAUGCCCAAAGCCUGCACCUGCACCCAGGACAGCAAAGGCCCCCCCGGGCCGGCCGGACCCCCGGGAGGCUCAGGCAUCAGAGGAGCCCGAGGAGAUCGUGGAGAGCCAGGUCCAGUGGGGCCGACCGGGGCCGUGGGGGACACGGGUCCGCCAGGACCUCAGGGGCCACAGGGGCCGCAGGGCCACAGCGGGCGCUCCAUCAUCGGACCCCCGGGAGGUCCAGGAGAGCGAGGACAGAAAGGUGAAGCGGGACAACAAGGCGUGCAGGGACUGGCUGGAAGACCUGGAGCUCCAGGCAGAGAAGGACCCGCAGGACCCAGGGGCCUGCCGGGUAAUGACGGGCCCCCGGGCCGACCGGGCCCCUCAGGAACCAUCGGGACGCCAGGAGCCCCGGGGGCCCCAGGUAACACCGGCUCUUCAGGGAAACCAGGAGAUCUGGGACCUCCGGGUCUUCCUGGAAGCAAAGGCGAGAGAGGUGAACGGGGGGACCUCCAGUCGACCUCGUCCGUCCAGGACAUCGCCAGGCAGGUCUGUGAGCAGCUGAUCCAGAGUCACAUGACGCGCUACAACUCCAUCCUCAACCACGUGCCCAGUCCACCAGUUUCCAUCCGCACUGUGCCAGGACCCCCCGGGGAGCCCGGCAGGCAGGGGACCCCGGGGCCCCAGGGAGAACAGGGACCCUCGGGUAGACCGGGCUUCCCAGGACAGAACGGGCAGAACGGGCAGCCCGGAGAGAGAGGUCAAUCAGGAGAAAAGGGUGAGAAAGGAUCUCCAGGCGUUGGAGUCCAAGGCCCCCGAGGACCUCCAGGACCCCCCGGUGCCCAGGGGCAAGGCAGACCUGGCAGCCAGGGUCCGUCAGGGCGACCCGGGAACCCCGGCUCUCCUGGUCGGCCCGGUAACCCCGGACCCGUUGGCUCCGCCGGGCCUCCGGGCUACUGCGACCAGAACUCGUGUGUGGGCUACAACGUGGGAGUCCAACUGCCGCCCAACGUCUUCCAGAACUACGGCGAGGUUGAGGAGGAGGACCCCUACCGCUUCUACGAGCCCAACUACCCGGCCCCGCGCCCCGUGGACCCCGACGACCCGGAGUUCCAGCAGGACGGCGUCGACCUGAGCUCCCCUGGCGUGGCCCGCGGUGCCCGCAGCACGGAGGGGGGGCGCAAGAAAGGAGUCAGCCUGAAGGGGAGGGUAAAGGGAGGUGCGAUGACGCCGCCCGGACUAAUUUAACGAGAGGAGGGGGUCAGAGUCGCAGACUAAUCAACAAGUGCCUGAUGUAGAGGAUUUCUUAUGGACAUCGUAGGUGGGGGGGGGGGGCAGGUUAUCAGGUGGGGACUCUCAACUCAUCUCUGCUUUGAAUCAACUCCCGGACGACAGGUUUGUUUUUGUCGUCCCAAAGGGUUAGGCGUCGCAUGGUUUAAUGCCUGGGGACUGAUCGGAGGUCCGGUCCUCAGCGCUCGGACCCGGCUGCUUACGUCCUCCUGUUCAAACCCACAAACACAAAAGCUGCCACGAAUCAUUGACACACAGAGGAACGGGCGGCUUACAGCGAACUAACAACUAUAAAUAUACUAUAAUAACAACUUUAAAUUGUCUGGCUGCACAAACCACAUCGAUCCCAUCUGUAAAUGAUUUUUUAUGUACCUGUCAGCCGGUAAAGAAAUGACCGUAUCUUUAAACAACUUAACAUAAGGAUCUGCUUUUGUCCACCAAAUACUGAAGUUAAAAAGUCACCCACUUUUCAACAGGUGAAGCCUGUCUGUAAUAUUAAGAUUAUUUCCUCCCUCCGUAAACAAACCCACUCAGAAGUGGAUGCCGGUUCACGACCACACAGCGGGAAGGUGAAGCCGGUAACUACGACAACAGUUCUAAUCUAAACCUCAGUAAUUAUUCAUGAGUGUGUUUACACUCCUCGGGUUUGUUUCCAAGGCUCAUAAACUCUUCAACUGAGACGCUUCCCAAAAUGUUUAUUUAUGUCCCGUUCUGCUUCUCUUUGGGCUUUUUACCCACAGUCGUAGACGUCGUCACACACCAGGAUCGUGUGUUUGUUUAUUAUUGAUUUAUUUAGCUCAUAUUAAUGUUGAUUAUGACAAAUGAUAAAAAUGUUCUUAUACUUUAGUUCUUAUACUUUAGAGUAAAUGUAUUAAUGGUUCCUGGAUGCUUUUGUUGUGUUUUUUUCUAAUUCUUUUUCUGAAUAAUCUCCAUUCAUAACAUUUGUUUUACUGCUAAUCUUUGCCUCCAGGACCGGAUGAAUAAAACUUGAGUUGAACCAUU
Molecule: messenger RNA, 6741 nt
Organism: Pungitius pungitius (ninespine stickleback)
Lineage: Eukaryota; Metazoa; Chordata; Actinopteri; Perciformes; Gasterosteidae
Product: collagen alpha-1(XIV) chain-like
Exons: 48
Coding region: 136-5697 (1853 amino acids)
Cellular component (GO): interstitial matrix
Molecular function (GO): protein binding
Source: RefSeq, a predicted model, not a curated record